GGAAAUCAAUCCCCGCCGAGCGGACCGACGUCAGACGUGUCAAGCAACUGCGCCGCUGACAACCCCCGCUGCAGCCCGGUGUGUCCUCCGCGCUUCUCCUGCAUGCAUCGAUUCAUUUCGAGACUUUCUGUAACAAAGCAAACAAUCAGCAACAAGAAAUAGAUCACGACAUAUUUACCUUCGUCUCUACCAUAUACCCAACCUACAGUAACUGCUUGCGACACCACGCGAUUUCCAUCCCGACACCAAAGCGUAUAUCCAUAACACAGUACCGAGGCACUCUCUUCAGAGAGCCCCACGUCUCGAUCAUCAACAACAACACCACACGAGGACCCCAACAACAACAACAACAACACCCACCAUCAACCAACAGCUACAAUGUCUCUCAACGUAGCCCAACGUCGUCUCCUCCAAGAAUACCGCGCUCUCACCAACAACCCACCCGAAGGCAUCACCGCGGGCCCCAUCUCCGAAGACGACCUGCUGCACUGGGAAUGCCUGAUCCAAGGGCCCGAAGGCACCCCCUUUGAGGGCGGCGUGUUCCCCGCAGAACUCAAGUUUCCGAAUGAUUACCCGCACAUGCCGCCGACCAUGAAGUUUCUGGGGGAUAUAUUUCAUCCUAAUGUCUACCCCUCAGGUCUGGUCUGCAUCUCGAUCCUCCACCCACCCGGCGACGACCCGAACCACUACGAGACUGCCUCGGAGAGAUGGUCACCUAUACAGUCUGUCGAGAAAAUCUUGCUAUCUGUUAUGAGCAUGUUGGCGGAGCCUAACGACGAGAGUCCGGCGAACGUGGAGGCGGCCAAGAUGUGGAGGGAGAAGAGGAGCGAGUACGAAGCGAGGGUGAAGGCGAGUGUGAGGGCUAGUUUGGGGCUUUAAGGGCAUGGAGAGUUGGGAAGAAAGAGGAUAAAGAGAGUAAUGGAAGGGCGGGUUCGUUGUGUGAAGUGGUUGAAGAAGGAUUCAUGGAUAGAGAGCGAGAACGGGGGUGGUGGUGGUGGUGGUGGUAAAGAGUGGUGAAAGAAUCUCGGAGUGACUAAGCACUUUGAACAAGAGGAAGGGUGGUGGUU
Messenger RNA from Neurospora hispaniola, 1067 nucleotides. Its product is annotated as putative ubiquitin-conjugating enzyme ubcP3. NCBI's taxonomy places the organism in Eukaryota, Fungi, Ascomycota, Sordariomycetes, Sordariales, Sordariaceae. Gene Ontology annotation, cellular component: endoplasmic reticulum; cytosol. The record is from RefSeq and is a predicted model, not a curated record. Bases 379 to 879 code for a protein of 166 amino acids. The transcript has 2 exons.